AUGUCUACCGAUAACCAGCAACUUGGGAGUAUUGUUGCCUUUGAGGGUCAUGUAGACACCAUAUCUACACAACUGCGGCUUCUUCCUACGUCGCCACAAAUCCUGAUCCUCCCCAACAUCCAGAGCUACAUCUCAAACGAGGAAACGAAUUACCAGUCCGACGUUCGUCUUUAUGUCAAGAGAAUACAUGAAGCUGCCGUAGCUCGUCACGAAGCUGCCCGAGCCUUCUUGCAAGGGUCAACACCAGCGAGCAAGCGAUUAGUGUUUAUGAAUGGCGGUACUCCAAGUGCUCAAGCCCUCUGCAUCAAGGCCAUCGUGGAUCAGGAAACAGAUGGAGACACUAACCAAGCCGAGUCUUUGUUCUGUCAACUAAUCAAGGAUGGGGUUCUAGGUCUGGAAAGCCCGGUCAGAGACUGGAGAAGGCCAAGCAUGUCCGAUGAUGUUGAAGGAAAGGGCCUUGAAGACGAGCUUGAAGAUCCCAUAACACGGGCUAUGCGAGCUGCUGAUGCGCUGGACCGACAAACAGCCAGCCUCCAACCCUCCACUGAAGUCGACCUCACUCUCACACCACGCCCUCGGAGCAACAGCCUGCCACUUUAUGGCUAUGAAGAUAAUUUUGGGGACGAUGCACCAUUUUUUGUUUUCGGCGCGCAGGACAAAGACGAGAGUGGGAACGCAGUUGAAGAAGCUAAAGGCUAUUCAUACUCACCUCAAGCAUCCAGGUUUUCUAUUACACACUAUGACCGGUCUGCUGAUCGUAUCUACCGCAACAUUACUCACUUACAGUCCCCAUCUUUGAAAACUUGCUUUUUGGCGUCCCCCAGCUGUGUUGGGGAAUCCUACAACUUGAUGGGGGGUACUAUAUCACCAGGUUUUGAAGCUUUGACACCGCGUUCUGAUGUAUUGAGCAUCCCAUCCACAGAUAAUGUCGUGUAUGGAGAAGCCUCAUUACUGGACAUGCGAUCACCAAGCCGCAGUUCUACCCUGUCACGAGUUAGAUCCUUGGACAGAAUCUACCCGGCCACUCCUAAACAGCGGGAUCUUUGUAUUCCCACAGCCGCCGCCGAGCUCACACGACCAUCGGAACUCGAUGCGGAAUUAGAAAUGUCCCAGACACGCCGAAUGUCUAGAAUGACGUCUCCUAGCAGACGAAGCUAUAUCGAAGCGCCAAGAACUGUCAUUGUCAAGAACAAUCUUCCUGUCAUCAUGAUGGCUCCUGUCCCUUUGGAGAAAAAGCGUAAACCUGCAAGGGCAUCGUACGUGGACAGAGGUACAGAUGCGAAAGGUAUGCCUGGAUCAAAGGAGACUUUCGAGCCAGUAUUGCCUUUGACAGAAGACCUGGUGGUUCAUUUGAAGGAGGAAGUGCCCGACCCUCUACUCAACUCCGUUGUUUGGGGAUUUAAGACCAACCAUUUUUCCACUUUCCUUCAAUCGCCCACCUCUGAGACUGACGAAUAUCAUGCCUUGGUCCCAGCAACACCUAAGUCGCACAGCAUCACAGGUGUAAGUUGCAUGGAAGAUCAGCUUCAAAAUCUGCCUGUUAGCAAAGUAUUCGACUCCGAUGAAUAUGACCCAUUCGCAUACAACCAGUCUUCAUGGCUUAAGCGAAAACCCCUCCCGAGUCUGCCUAAAGUCACAGUUGAACGGCCACCAACGCCUAUCAAAACCCCUCCGCUCCUGGUUCCGGAUGCGGAUAACAGGAUUCGUGAGCUUGAAGUCAACGGCCAUCAAACGGCCAUCACGGUCCAAAACUCACUUCGUUCUGUCCUCCAAGAUUACUUCCCACCGGAGACUAAGGGCUAUCGCCAGUUUCAAUUCCCUCUUUUGCCCGAGCUCGAAGGACUGUGGAAGCCAGUGUUCUGGGACAAUGAGCCUAAUAGCUCGCAGGGAUCCUGUCAUCGCAUCGAUCAGAUUUUGGCUAUAGGGGCUCAACGAGGUGUGAAGAGGGACUACACUUCCGCUGUAACAGGGCAGCUUGAAAAGAUAGGAACCAAGAAUAGCGGUAUGAGCCGUAGUGGAAGACUGGAUUUCAGGUACCUUCUUGCGAACGCUAUGCAAGCCUAUACGGCACAGCCCUUAACUAGCCAGACUAAGGAUAACCCUUUUGCCAACUCAUUUCUUCUCGCGACACUCAUCAUUCCACAUCUCGAGACAUACCUUGCACUCCAUACUGAAGUUAGAUACCUACUCCUCGAGUACCCGCCCGAGCACCUUUCUACAGUGUUGGCCCUUCAAAAACUUGUUGGUGUUGACAUGAUGAAGGUAGCCCAGAUCGUCGAUGCUAGUAGCAAGAACAUGCCGUUCACUCACUUGCGCGGUAACUCCAUCACCGGCCCAGAGCAAGGACCUGUAGGCCGGUUUGGAAAGACCUUCCCACCCAACUCAGGGUCUGGCUAUGAUAUUACGGUAUCGAAGGCCAACUUUCUCCUUACGUCAAGCGCUAGCGAAGCAGAGAUCGCAACAUUCGUUGCCACUAUCUCUAACAUUCUCUCCAAAGUCUCUGAUUACUAUGUUCCGGAAGGGCUUCCUAAAAAGCCCUCACCAAAUAAGCCCAAAUCGCCGGUUGUUACCGGAACCUUUUCUGCGUUUCCACGCGUAUCGCCAGCUCCUUAUAACCCAUCUAUGUCGCCAACAAUCGGCGGCCCGAUAGGAGCAAUACUUCUAGGUUCACCUGCAAUGUCAAGUCGACCAUCAUCCAUUGCUGAGACGGUCAAGACCGCGAAAUCGACUAAGAGCAAACAAAGCCGGGCCAAGUCGAAGCGCAAGCCCGCUGACGCUCGAUCGAUCCUUACCAUGUAUGUUGAUGAUAGUGAUUGGGACCAGGAAGACCGGCGCAUUAUGCCACUCCUGGAGCAGAAGUCAGAAGGGCGAAAGGGAAAUUCUCACAAGGCACUCAAAUUCCUUGGCCUGUCAUGA
Molecule: messenger RNA, 2916 nt
Organism: Fusarium coffeatum
Lineage: Eukaryota; Fungi; Ascomycota; Sordariomycetes; Hypocreales; Nectriaceae
Exons: 2
Coding region: 1-2916 (971 amino acids)
Source: RefSeq, a predicted model, not a curated record